UGAUGUAAAUAUAAAUAUACCCCACCUCCCCGAAUGUUUACGCCGUAAGGCACGGUAGUGAAUGGUGUGUGGAUGAUGGCUUGAAGAGUGAUUGUGUGUAAAUGGGGUAACCGGCAGCAUGGAAAGGGCGUGGAAGUAUUUUAUUUUGUUAAUUUGGUUUUCAUAUUUACUAGUAACAGGAAUUUUGCUUUUCGGUCGCGGUUUUCUUCUUACCAGGGAAUCAUUAUUUCGGAAUGAUAGCACUAAACCUAGUACAAUUUGUGAUUUAUACGUUACGAAAGACAGAGUCGACAGUUUAAGUCACUCAAGCAAUGAGGAGACAUUCACGGACCAAUGCACUGCACAACACGAAUCUAUUUCAGCAGUAAAUAGCUUUAAAGUUAUACUGAUUGUAAUCGACGCUUUAAAAUUUGAUUUCGUUUCCUACGAUGAGAACGCCCAGGAAACACCCUUUAAAAAUAAGCUGACCGUAAUACGAGAUUUAUUGAAGGAAAAACCCGAAAGAACCAGAUUGUACAAAUUUAUUGCUGAUCCACCGACAACAACAAUGCAGCGCCUUAAAGGGAUGACAACAGGCAGUUUGCCGACUUUCAUUGACAUAGGCUCUAAUUUUGCUACUCCAGAAAUCAAUGAGGACAAUGUCAUAGACCAACUGAAAAGGCACAAUAGGAGCAUCGUUUUCAUGGGAGAUGACACAUGGUCUGGGUUGUAUCCUGGCCGCUUUUUAAGAGAAUAUGCGUAUCCGUCAUUCAAUGUAUGGGAUCUGGAUACGGUUGACAGCGGUAUUCAGACACAUCUUUUGCCAGAAAUUAGAAAACAAGAUUGGCAUUUGAUAAUAUCGCAUUUCCUGGGUGUAGAUCAUUGUGGCCACAGGUAUGGACCACACCAUCCAGAAAUGGCAAGGAAGCUCAAGGAAAUGAAUCAUGUAAUAAGUGAUGUUGUUAACACUAUGGAUAAUAAUACAAUACUGCUUGUUGUUGGAGACCAUGGAAUGACAAAUACAGGUGACCAUGGUGGAGACAGUGAUGCAGAAGUUACAGCAGCUUUAUUUGUGUACUCGUCAGUUCCGCUUGUACCUUCUAGUAUGGUGCCUUAUUCUAGUGUAGUCAGUCAAGUGGAUCUAGUACCAACAUUAUCUACAAUACUGGAUGUGGAUAUCCCAUUUCCCAACCUAGGCACUGUGAUAUUGGAUGCACUGCCUUCUCUUUCUACGAACAGCAGGAGUUUUCCUGAAUGGAAAACACUUCUGUGGUAUUUAUGGAAAAAUGUGGAACAAGCUUCACACUACAUCCAGCAGUAUUCUAAUGAAAGCAAUCAGUUGCCAAAAGAAAAACUUGAUAUAUUAGAUGAAAAGUAUAUUUACCUUGUACAGAAAGUGAAAAGUGUUGAUUGUGAAGAGAGUUUUAAAAACUUUGCCCAACUUGCAAAGGAUUAUUUAAUAUUUCUAAAAGAAAUGUGUAAAGAAGUCUGGGUUCAUUUUGAUCCCUUGUCCAUGUCUCGAGGCCUAAUUGUUACUUUUUUAACACUGUUCUUUUCGUACCUGCUUGUUGAUGGUUUACCUGGUAAUUUGUUAAUAGAUGUAAUUAGUGAUGCAUUUCUUAUUGUAAUGUGUUUUGCUUUAGGUUUGGCCACUGUUGGAGUUUUAUUUUCGGAAUCUUUUAAUGCAAUAGAAAAUUUAGAGCAGGACAUUUACUUUUUUAUGGGAUGUAUAUCACUAUUUUUCAUGUGUGUCAUUAUAAUUCAGAAUUGGGCAUCUAUAACAAAACACUGGUAUAACCAGCAAAAGUUAAAUGAUAUUCCAAGUAUAUUUGCUAGAUUUCUUCUAAUAUGUGGUUUAUUUUCUGUGUUUUCCAACAGUUUUGUAGUGGAGGAAGCCACUGUUGUAUCAUAUUUUGUUACAAGUUUGAUUUGGAUAAUAUUGUAUGAAUUUAAAUCCCCGAGGCAAAGUCAGACUUUGACAGUGAAAUCAUCAUUUUCUAAAUUGCAUUUGUCACCAUCUAGAUUAAAAAUUCUAAGUUUGGCAGCAAUAUUGACCAUCAUGAUUCGGCUGUCCCAUUAUUAUUGGAGAUGUAGGGAAGAACAGGUUAACUGUGGGCCUUUCAUUACUCAUAAAUCUCCUGCACCUGCAACAGUGGGAAAUAAAUACAGAAAUGCUGAGUGCCUUUUCACUGUUGGUUGUCUUGCUGCAUUUGCCACAGUAGCAAGACUGUGGCUUCGAAGUUGUGGGAACUUAGCUGCGUAUUCAACAACAGUUACACUUUUUAAGUAUUGCCCUAAUUUAAUAGUAGUUUCUACUGGUGGCUUUUGGGUGCUCCAGAGCUUGCCCAGAGACACAAAAAAUAAUGUUUUUUUUCCCUGGCAUCUUCAAGUUUUGCCAUGGUUUAUCUUUACACUUAUCAUUGCAGCAGUUUUUAGUUUGUGUGUUGAACCACUGUGUGUAUAUCUUGUUCCAAAGAAGAAAGAGAAAAUUAUAUCUUUUUAUGGACAGGAGAAUGUGAUUCCUAAUUUAUUCAAACAUGUGAGAAGUAUGAUCCGUGAACAUAAAAUGAAUGGCAGUGUAAACAGUGACCAGAUAAACAGUACUGAAAACUUCCCAGUUGUUUGUGGACUAGCAACUGUAUAUAGUGCAGCAUUUGUUGUACUCACAGUAUUUGUUUCUCUUCUUGCUGCACUUUUGCAUGGGGAUGUGCUGGCACCAUCAUUAGUGUUGAUGGUGUCAACAGCAGCUGGAAUUUUGGCUAUGCUGUCGGUGGGACAGUUUGAAAAAUCUCAAACAGCUGCUCAUCUCUUCAUUGUGCCUUGGUCAUCUGUUAUAUGCUGGGGAUUUCUUUCGGUCACCUUCUUUUAUGCAACAGGGCAUCAACCAGCAUUCAGUACAAUACAGUGGAAUGCUGCAUUUGUAGGCACUACUGGCCAAUUAUCAAACCACAUCAUUCCAGGCUUAUUGAUUGUUAUCAACACAUUCACCUCACAUUUAAUAUUUGGCCUUAUGUUGCCACUACUGUUGAUAACACCUUUUACUCUUCUCGUAAUGUUGCCCAAAUUUGUUGCUGCAAAUAAUAAUUUGAAAGAAGAUACAAACCAAGGAGAACUUGUACUUCUAGAGAAGAAGAAUAUGAUGUACCAGGAGCUCUUCAGUCUGAGCGUCAGAUACAUAAUGUUCCAUGGAAUUAGGGUUUUUGCAUGUAUGCUUGCUGCUACAAUCCACUGCAGGCAUCUGAUGGUCUGGAAGAUAUUUGCCCCAAAGUUGAUUUUUGAAGCUCUAAGUUUCUUUGUGACUGUUAUUGGUGUUUGUUUUGGCUACCUCAUUACCUUAAGAAUAACAAAUAAAACAGAAGUUUUGUUUAAAAAAUUGCAAAGGUAUUUUCAAUAAAUAUAUGCAGUGAAUGUUUUUGACUGUUAUUUAACUGUUGUGGAGUAAAAUAUAGUAUUAAAUUGUUGUGAAGUCUAUUGUUGUUAUGGAAUAUUAUGUUAAUGCAGAUUUGAUUAAAAUUUGUUAAAAUAUU
Messenger RNA from Schistocerca nitens (vagrant locust), 3506 nucleotides. It is a transcript of the gene PIG-O, whose product is annotated as GPI ethanolamine phosphate transferase 3. The record is from RefSeq and is a predicted model, not a curated record. NCBI's taxonomy places the organism in Eukaryota, Metazoa, Arthropoda, Insecta, Orthoptera, Acrididae. Gene Ontology annotation, cellular component: endoplasmic reticulum membrane. Gene Ontology annotation, biological process: GPI anchor biosynthetic process. Bases 119 to 3373 code for a protein of 1084 amino acids. The transcript has 5 exons. Gene Ontology annotation, molecular function: mannose-ethanolamine phosphotransferase activity.